Messenger RNA from Paramecium primaurelia, 1835 nucleotides. The record is from the annotation of a GenBank genome assembly. NCBI's taxonomy places the organism in Eukaryota, Ciliophora, Oligohymenophorea, Peniculida, Parameciidae.
AUGUAAUAAGUAAUUCCAGCACCCAGAGUUUAAGUAACAUAACCAUACGCAGGCUAAAAACCAGGUACUUCAGGUUUACGUAAGAAGGUGAGUGAAGCAACUUAACCAAACUAUUUAGAGAACUUUGUGCAAAGCAUUUUCAAUACAUUACGCAAAGAUGAAUUAAAGCGUAUCCAAUAAUAGUAAUUUUAUUUAGCAAGAAAUGUUCUAUUUGUUGGUGGAGAUGGAAGAUACUUUAAUAGAUAAGCUAUUUUCUAAAUAAUUCGUUUAGCUUAUGCAAAUGAUAUAAGUGAAGUACAUGUUGGUUAAGCAGGUUUAAUGUCUACUCCUGCUUCUUCACAUUAUAUUCGUAAAGUAAAUGAAGAAGUUGGAAAUUGCAUUGGAGGAAUAAUUCUCACUGCUUCUCAUAAUCCAGGUGGUAAAGAACAUGGAGAUUUUGGAAUCAAAUUUAAUGUAAGAACAGGUGCUCCUGCUCCAGAAGAUUUUACUGAUUAAAUCUAUACAGUAAUUAUAUUUAUUUAUAUAUAUUAGCAUACAACUAAAAUAAAAGAAUAUUUAACAGUAGAUUAUGAUUUCGAGAAAUAUAUAAAUUUAGAUUAAAUUGGUGUUUACAAAUUUGAAGGCACUAGAUUAGAAAAAUAACAUUUUGAAGUGAAAAUAGUUGAUACAGUUUAAGAUUAUACUUAAUUGAUGUAAAAACUUUUUGAUUUUGAUUUGCUUAAAGGAUUAUUUGCAAAUAAAGGUAAAAUUAAUUUAAUAUUAAAUAAAAAGAUUUUUCAUUUAGAUUUGAUGGAAUGCAUGGUGUAGCUGGACCUUAUGCUAAACAUAUUUUUGGAACUUUAUUAGGAUGUUCAAAGGAAUCUCUAUUGAAUUGUGAUCCAUCAGAGGAUUUUGGAGGUGGUCAUCCAGAUCCAAAUUUAACUUAUGCUCAUGAUUUAGUUGAAUUAUUAGAUAUUCAUAAGAAAAAGGAUGUAAAUACAGUUCCAUAAUUUGGAGCUGCAUGUGAUGGAGAUGCAGAUAGAAAUAUGAUAUUAGGUAAAUAAUUCUUUGUAACACCUUCUGAUUCUUUAGCAAUUUUAGCUGCUAAUGCUAAUUUAAUAUUUAAAAAUGGUUUAUUAGGAGCAGCUAGAUCAAUGCCAACUUCAGGUGCUUUAGAUAAGGUAGCUAAUAAAAAUGGAAUUAAAUUAUUUGAAACACCUACAGGUUGGAAAUUUUUUGGAAAUUUAAUGGAUGCAGGAUUAAUUAAUUUAUGUGGUGAAGAAAGUUUUGGAACAGGAUCUAAUCAUAUUAGAGAAAAAGAUGGAAUUUGGGCUGUUUUAGCAUGGUUGACUAUUUUAGCAUAUAAAAAUAAAGAUUCUGAUCAUUUUGUCACUGUUGAAGAAAUAGUUACUUAAUAUUGGUAAUAAUAUGGUAGAAACUAUUAUUCAAGAUAUGAUUAUGAAUAAGUUGAUUCAGCAGGUGCUAAUAAAAUGAUGGAACAUUUAAAAACAAAAUUCUAAUAUUUUGAAGUAUUUAUUAUAUUUUAAUAUAGUAAUUGAAAGAAGGAAAUAAAGCAGAUAUUUAUGAUUAUGUUGAUCCUGUUGAUUAAUCUGUAUCAAAAAAUCAAGGUGUAAGAUUUGUUUUUGGAGAUGGAUCUAGAAUUAUAUUUAGAUUAAGUGGUACUGGAUCUGUUGGUGCAACUAUUAGAAUAUAUUUUGAAUAAUUUGAAUAAUAGGAUAUUAAACAUGAAACAGCUACUGCUUUAGCCAAUAUUAUUAAGCUUGGAUUAGAAAUUAGUGAUAUUGCUUAAUUCACAGGAAGAAAUGAACCAACUGUCAUAACUUGAACAAUCAAAC